This is a messenger RNA of Dicrocoelium dendriticum, 605 nucleotides long. NCBI's taxonomy places the organism in Eukaryota, Metazoa, Platyhelminthes, Trematoda, Plagiorchiida, Dicrocoeliidae. The record is from the annotation of a GenBank genome assembly.
GGUCCAUGUCGAAAUUAGUCAUCCACAAGUGGAAUACUGUUGAUGAUGGUCAGCUGUCGUUGCAAUCCAUGCUGAAGAAACUGAAGAAACAGGUAACAUUGUGUCAUUGUAGUUCAAAAGCCCUGAUCAGUUUGAGCGAUUUCCUAAUCUUGUUUCCGUGUUCAGUGCACUGCCUCAAAUACUUGCAAACUGGCAGCUUUCCCAUUUCAUCUUAAUACGAUUGCAGGGUUUUUCCCUAUUACUUACUUUUACUACGCAACUUUGAAAUUUGAAGAGCCGAUUUUUCUUUGAUCUGUGUUUUCUGGAGUGACGACAUUUCGUGCUGCUUCGAAUUCAAGUUGCAUCCAUCGCAUGCAUUACCCUUUUUGUGGCUUCAGUUGCGUGGAUUACACCUUCCAGCCAGGAUGUAGCUUCCCGGAACACACACACGCCGAAAAUAAAAUGGAUUGCAUCGUGAAUGGCCAACUUUGGUUUAAGAUGUUCGGUGAAGAAGUUAUCUUGGGUCCCGGUGACUGCUUAGAAGUCCCAAAAAAUACACCUCAUAGUGCCCGCGUCCACGGAAAAGAAACUGUCGUAUUUGUUGAUGCCACCCGCAGUUAAUAUCC